Fusarium odoratissimum NRRL 54006 is the source of this 3090-nucleotide messenger RNA. RefSeq names its product elongation factor 1-gamma. The record is from RefSeq and is a predicted model, not a curated record. Gene Ontology annotation, cellular component: nucleus; cytoplasm. Bases 611 to 1756 code for a protein of 381 amino acids. The transcript has 2 exons. Gene Ontology annotation, biological process: translational elongation. Lineage: Eukaryota; Fungi; Ascomycota; Sordariomycetes; Hypocreales; Nectriaceae. Gene Ontology annotation, molecular function: translation elongation factor activity.
CACUACAUCACAGCCACUUCUUUCACAGCUCGUUGCUCGGGCAGUAAGGCAGGACCCCACUAGCGCGGGGCAAGCAAUUUGACACACUUAUUAGAAAAAAACUUCCCCUCCCUCUUUUUUCUCCUCCUCAUUCCUCCUUCGUCUCUUUGUCUGUCAACUUGUUCGUUCUCAGCUGCCUCAGCAAAGCAAUCAAGAUGGCUUUCGGAACUCUCUUCACCCGCGAGGUACAUACUCUCGAGCAUUGAAAUUGAAUCUGAAUUUGCUGCAAGUGCAAACAAAGAGCGUCGUUACUGACUGGUCUUGGUUCUUCCAGAACAACUGCCGUUCUACCGCCAUCCGCGCGGUCGCUAAGGCGAACGACAUCGAGCUCAACAUCGUCGAGGCCGAGAAGGGCAACGCUACUGUUGAGCACCUCAAGGCCAACGGUCUCGGCAAGAUCCCUGCCUUCAUUGGCGAGGAUGGCUUCGCUCUCUCCGAGUGCAUUGCCAUUGCCAUCUACAGUAAGUAAAGCUGUGCGCGAUGCAUGCCUAAUCUGGCACCACUUUUCUUUCUUGUUACCCCUCCCUUGCGAGUGAUGACCUAGCAUUAUAUACAGUUAUCCCUAUCUGAAAUGUCUUUUCAAGAGUUAUUGUGUGGAUACCGUCUAACUUCUGACCCUGCAACCCAAUUCAUCUUUGUCUAUGUUGUCAGCUUUGUCGGGAUCUUUGCUAACCCCGCUAUAGUCACCUCCCAGAACGAGAAGACCACUCUUCUCGGCAAGACCAAGCAGGACUAUGCUUCUAUCCUGAAGUGGAUGUCCUUCUUCAACUCCGAGGUCCUUCCCAGCCUCAUCGCUUGGUUCGGUCCCCUCAAGGGCGACGCUCCCUACAACAAGAAGAACGUCGAUGAUGCCUCCAAGGCCUCCCUGAAGGCUUUCUCCGUUGUCGAGGAGCACCUCAUCCGCAACACCUUCCUUGUUGGCGAGCGCAUCACCCUUGCCGACCUCUUCGCUGCUGGCAUCGCUGUCCGUGGCUUCCAGUACUUCUUCGACAAGCAGUGGCGCGAGGAGAACCCCGCCGUCACUCGAUGGUUCGAGACUGUCCGCGCUCAGCCCAUCUUCGCUGAGGUUGCUGAGAAGGUUGAGCUCCUCGAGACUCCCGCUCUUACCAACACUCCCCCCAAGAAGCCUGAGCAGCCCAAGAAGGAGGCCAAGAAGGAGGUUAAGAAGGAAGCUGCCCCCGCCGCUGAGGCUGCUCCCGCUUCUGACGAGGCUCCUGCUGCCCCCAAGGCCAAGCACCCUCUUGAGGCUCUCGGCCGCCCCUCUUUCCCUCUCGAUGAGUGGAAGCGCCAGUACUCCAACAUCAAGGACCACAACGAGGCCAUGAAGUACUUCUGGGACAACUUCAACUUCGAGGAGUACUCCAUCUGGAAGGUUGACUACAAGUACAACGAGGAGCUUACCCUCACCUUCAUGUCCAACAACCUGAUCGGUGGCUUCAACAACCGUCUUGAGGGUUCCCGCAAGUACAUCUUCGGAUGUGCUGCCGUCUACGGCGAGAACAACGACUCCGUCAUCCAGGGUGCUUUCGUCAUCCGAGGCCAGGAGCACGUUCCCGCUUUCGAUGUCGCCCCCGAUUGGGAGAGCUACAACUUCGAGAAGCUCGACCCCACCAACCCCGAGCACCGACAGUUCGUCGAGGAUGCCUGGGGCUGGGAGAAGCCCAUCACCGUCAACGGCAAGGAGUACAAGCUUGCUGACGGCAAGGUCUUCAAAUAAAUAAAUUAAAAAAAGGAAAAAGAAAACAAGAGCGAUGAUGAUAAUGGCUUAUGGUUAAAUGGUUGGGGAGGGUAAAUGAGUUUAUGAUAUUUUAUGCCUCAUGAAGGCCCUGCCGGCUGGCAAUUCCCUAUGUAGUACCCAAAAGAACGAAGAACUGUCUGUUACUCAUAGACAAUUGAAAGGAUUUUUUUUUGUGAGAUGAAGUUUGUGUCGCCUUUGGCAAUGGCCAUUUAUGUUCUAUCAUCAACACGCUAUGAAGUUGUAUCUUAUGAGGCCUUGGGCCUCGGGUAUCUCUAAAUGAAUCUAAAGCGUCUAUGAUAUCCUGUGAUUCAUCUUAUUCCUGAUACUUCCCACGUUGGCGCAGGGUCAAAACUGACUAGGCUGCAUCCUCUGGCAAGACAUAAACUGGAUCAAGCUUGAAAGGUGACUGUCUUACAAAGCGGCUGAUAUCCGCCUGGUAGGCCAGUUCAUUCAGGUAAUCGUGAACCUGGGGCAAGACAUUGGGCAUUUCCGUAGACAGUCCGGAGAACUCUGGAAGUGUAAGCGUGUUGAAUGGUUCACUCCGGCCCUUCUCUAACGAGUCAUCAACCAAAAUAGUGUUGCUCUGAUUCCAAAGACCUCCCUUAUGAGCCUGGGGAUAAGCAGCCCUCACCCGCGGAUCAGUCCAUACAGUCGUGAGGCGUUUGUAGACUUGCACUUUUGCGUUAUAAUCACCCUCCGAGAGACCAAAAGAAUCACGACCCCAGACGACAAGAACCUGCUCACGCUGCUCAGGUGUGAGGAGCUGUUCAACCAUCUUGUUGACGUUUUCAGGACGGGCUGAGGACCAAAUCGCAACAUAGAAAGCGUCGAGGCAGUAUUUCAUGAAGGUCUUUGCAUGAGGUCGCUCGACGAAGUUGAAGGGCCGGCGUUUGUUGGGUCGAUAGAGGAGAGUACCGUUGAGGUCCAUUAUAAUGAGAAUGCGACGCGGUUGAGGGAGUCGUUCGGGGCUGAGGUUUGCUUGGGCCAUAUAUUGGGGCGUAGGGUUGGGAACACCUCCAGAGGCUUUGCUUGGGAUCUUGUGGGGCGAUGAAGAGCGACGUUGAGCUGGAGGGGCCUGGAUCAUUGCCUUGGGGCCUUUGGGAAUUCUAAGAGGAGUUAGUGACAUGGUAUGAAAAGACUGCAUGCCAUAGAGUUUUAGAGGCUCUCCAUGCAUCCUCAGGUGAAUUCAGUAUUAUUCCAGACCGAAAUCCUAUCUGAUGGUCUAUACACUUCCAAAGUCCUUCGGAGCGUUGGAAUGCCGCUAGAAGCCUUAUGAAUAUAUGAGAUAGAUCUUCUGAACGUACCUUGCGUCU